GGAAUAUUUUUAAUCUUACUAGACAAUCUUUAAUUUUAAUAAAAAUGAGUGUACUUCCUAAUUGUUAUGUCCGUUGCUAUAAAGCUUUAAGAAAAAAUCCAAAUUUUACCAAGAUAAUCCACCGGUCAUUUUACAAGAAUUUUAUACAGAACGAUGAUGAUACAUUUCUUAGUCGUUUAAAACACAUUUACAAAUCAAAACUCUUACCACUCGAAAAUAAAUAUUUGUUUCAUGAGUUUCAUUUGCCACCAUUAACAGAUCAAGAUUUUGAUGCAAAACCCAUGGUACUAUUUGUUGGUCAAUAUUCUACUGGCAAAACAUCAAUGAUAAAAUAUCUUAUUGAAAAAGACUAUCCUGGUAUUCGUAUAGGCCCAGAACCAACUACAGAUAAAUUUAUGGUGGUGAUGGGUGGUGAUAUUGAACAGUCUGUACCUGGUAAUGCUCUUGUAGCUGACCCGUCUAGACAUUUUUGUGACUUGUCACGAUUUGGAAAUAAGUUUUUAAAAAAACUUAACUGUGGAAUUGUGAAUGCUCCAUUAUUGAAAUCCAUUACAUUAGUUGAUACACCUGGUAUAUUAUCGGGGGAAAAACAAAGAGCUCAACGAGAUUAUAAUUUUAAUGACACAUUAAAUUGGUUUGCUGAGCGGUCAGACAUGAUAGUAUUGACUUUUGAUGCUAACAAAUUGGAUAUAUCAGAUGAAUUAAAAGCAGCCAUUGAUGUAUUAAAAGACCAUGAUAGCAAAUUAAGAAUUAUUUUAAACAAAGCAGAUACAAUUGAUGCAAGAGAAUUACUAAGAGUUCAUGGUGCACUCAUGUGGGCUCUUGGAAAAACAAUUAAUUGUCCUGAAGUUCCUAGAGUGUAUGUUGGUUCAUUUUGGGAUCAGCCUUAUAAAAAUGAUGUUAAUCGGAUUAUGUUUAACGAAGAAGAAAAUGAUUUAUUUCAAGAUAUGAAAUCUCUCCCACAUAAUUCAGUCAUAUCCAAAUUGAAUCAUAUUGGUAAGAGAGCAAACACAGCCAUUGUCCAUGCAUAUAUAAUGAGUGAGCUCAAAUCACGUUUACCACUAUUAUCAAGGAUUAUAAAUAAAACUAAUCGCCAAAACGAAUUAAUAAAUAAUUUGGAAGAUGUGUUUAYUGAYAUCCAAAAUAAGUACAAGAAUCUUAGUGUGGGUGAUUUUCCUGAAGUCGAAAACAUGAAGAAAAUAUUAAAAGGAAAAGAUUUUUCUUCUUUUAACUCCUUAGAUGAAAAAUUAAUUAAUCGUGCAACAAAUUUAAUGGAUGGAUUCAGUAUGGAAAUGACCAUGAAUGAAGUAGAAGUGCAAAGCAAUAUAAUUCCAAGUAAAAAUGAUGUUUCAACUCCUUUUAAUUCUAAAACUGAAGGAAUUGAUGAAGGCAAAUUUGACCAAAGAUGGAUUGUUGAUUAUUACAGGGAACCUUUUGACAAUAUUUUUAAUGAUCUGGAAACGAAUAAUGGGAAAGUAGUUCGCACGGGUAUGAAGAUGGUUUUAUAUUAACAUUAUAUUUUGAUUUGCAAAGCAUUAGUAUUCAC
Diuraphis noxia (Russian wheat aphid) is the source of this 1546-nucleotide messenger RNA. RefSeq names its product EH domain-containing protein 4-like. Gene Ontology annotation, molecular function: GTP binding; protein binding; calcium ion binding. Lineage: Eukaryota; Metazoa; Arthropoda; Insecta; Hemiptera; Aphididae. Gene Ontology annotation, biological process: endocytosis; endosomal transport. Gene Ontology annotation, cellular component: plasma membrane; cytoplasm. The record is from RefSeq and is a predicted model, not a curated record.